CCAGAAAUGAAAUCCAUUCCUCCUGUUAAUCAGUUGAUGUAAAUCAUAGAUGGAUUCUAACCUUGUUUCAUUUGAUUUACUAGAAAAAAAGAAAGCUUGGCUAUUCGAUCCUUUGUUUCAAGUUCUAAUUUUUUUCUAGAUCUUCAUGCAUACCAUCUAAUGGUACUGAACAAACUCAAUCAUGGCUUUUUACUAUAUCUUAUCACCAAAUUCUCAUCUUCAUUAUUCAGUCAUGGAGGUGCGUCAGCUAACUCUCAGGUCUCUCAAAAAAGACUAUAUAACCAAGUAAUUUUGGGGAAAUUUCCUUUCUUCAGCUGGUUUCCAACUCCAAGGAACCAACUAACAAGACAACCCAUACUGCUACUAAUACUACGGCAGUGAUGGAGAAGAAGACAAGAGCAUGUAAAAGAAAAGAUUGUGGUGAUGCUGACACGACAAAUACGUCAACAGCAACGGAGACGAGAAAAGGGCAUGUAGAAGAAAAGAUUGUGGUGACACGAAUACUCCAACAGUGAUUGAGAAGAAGAAAGAAGCAUAUAGAAGUAAAGACUCCGGAGAUGCAGCAAACACGUCAAUGGCGAUUAAGGCAAAGAAACAAGCAUAUAAAAGAAAAGAUUGUGGUGAUACAAAUACUUCAGCACUGACUGAGAAGAAGAAGAAAAGAGCAUAUAGAAGAAAUGAUUGUAUUAUUGGUACAGAUACUCCAGCCGUGAUGGAGAAGAAGAAAAGUGCAUAUCGAAGAAAGAAGUGCCUUCCUCAUGAUUUAAUUGUCGAAGAAAUAUUAACCAGGCUUCCAGUCACAUCACUCCUGAAGUCUGUUCGGGUAUCCAAACUCUGGUAUAACUCCAUUCACAAUGAUCAUAAACACUUAACUUAUUCUCAUUUCCUUCAAUCGCAGAAACAGCCCCAGGUUAUCUUUAGUCUUUUGAAUGUCAGGUCUGGGUUUCAACCUAACACUGAUGAUACUAGUUAUGCCUGCCACUUUUUCAAAUUUACUGCUGGAAAUUACUCUUAUGACCAUGUCCUAAGGUUUGACAAGUUUCGGAAUGCUCUUACUCAUCCUCAUAUGUGGGAACUGGUUGGUUACUGCAAUGGUCUACCUUGUAUGGCAGAAGUGGGUCAUUACUCAACUCGCUACAUGAUUUUGGACCCAAACAGGGAUGAUUUUCUCUAUAUCUUUUAUCCAGCCAGCGUUGGGAUAUGCACCCCCAAUGCCCACAUCAUCUGUCACGGAUUUGGGUUCGAUCCCUCAGCAAACGAGUACAAGUUGGCAAGUAUUUUUCGUACUGCUGAAAACGAGCUUAAUUUUGUGGUUUUCACACUGGGAACUAAAUCAUGGAGAAAUAUCACUGCUGUAACGACACCCAUGUCAGCUCAUGGUGGCCGUCCUAUUAUAAAGUUAAGAUCACCCACUGGUAGUGACAAAUCAGCCAUCUUCUGUGCCACUAGUAGCAGCCGCAGCAGUGGAUGUCUGGUCUGGAAGAUAAUAGCAACUUUGGGGGGAGCAGGAACGAAUCAUAUCCAACAUGAUGUUAAUAAUGAGAUGGAGAUGCUACUGUUGUUCAAUCUGCAUGACGAGAAGUUUCAGUUCAUUCAACUACCAGCUAAAAGUACAACUGACGAGCAGAAGAAGAACUUACUUGUUGAUUAUCCUCAUCUUCUGGAGUUCAAGGGUUCUCCUUGUAUUGCACGUAUUGAAAAACUACCAGGGAAUAUAAGUGAUUAUCCUCAUCGUUGCCGUGAUGAUCAUCAGGGUAGUAGCAAUUGCUGCUGCUGUUGUUGUAAAGUUCAUUUGUAUGUAUUGAAGGAUAAAGUCGAGCAAGCCUGGGUUAAGGAGGAGAGUUUUGAUGUUUGUGUAAAUUCUACUCCCAGAUUUUUAAGAGAACUGGGCACUCUGGCACCAGAUCCCUGCUGCUUUUGUUUCGGCAGUACUACUACACCUCCUACUCGCAUCUUCAGUUUCUCAGAUUAGGUGUUACUUUACUGGUUCAAUGGGGAAUAUCUUCAAGUUUACAACUUGCAUUCUGAAAAAAUUCAGCUGGUGCUGCCUAGUUAUUCUAAAGAGAGUGCUGUCUUUCGAGCUAAGAGGAAGGAACCGCGACACGUCUUUAAUUCUUCUGGUGAUGAUGAUAUUUAUUGCUCCAAUAUGGAUUAUCAGCUGCACUGUCAUGAGGAGAACUUCCUGUCUCUGGAAACCUUCAUACCCGAAGGAGUGCAAGGAGUAGAUGCUGAUGAUUUCUCCAAGUUAGAUAUGGAGAGAGAAGACCGUCGGUGUUCCGCAUUUGUGUAUAUCAACAGAGGUUCGAAAGUGUUUUAUCCUUCUUUUAAUUAGUACACAUGUAGUAACUUAUCUUGGUAACUGUCAUCAGUUUACUAGAUUACUUGUAGUAGUCAAGUUUCAGAGCUACUGUCAUGCUCUAUUAGGAGAACCUAGGUAGCUUAAAUUGAUGAGUGUGUCAAAGUGAAAUCAUCAUAAACUGCAAUGAAUUUUUAUGUUAAGAAUUUAUGUGAAAGCUAGUAUGUGAAA
Molecule: messenger RNA, 2527 nt
Organism: Papaver somniferum (opium poppy)
Lineage: Eukaryota; Viridiplantae; Streptophyta; Magnoliopsida; Ranunculales; Papaveraceae
Product: putative F-box protein At1g33530
Exons: 3
Coding region: 575-1972 (465 amino acids)
Molecular function (GO): protein binding
Source: RefSeq, a predicted model, not a curated record